Messenger RNA from Galendromus occidentalis (western predatory mite), 1258 nucleotides. RefSeq names its product phospholipase A1. The coding region runs from base 96 to 1214 and encodes 372 amino acids. Lineage: Eukaryota; Metazoa; Arthropoda; Arachnida; Mesostigmata; Phytoseiidae. Gene Ontology annotation, biological process: lipid catabolic process. Gene Ontology annotation, molecular function: lipase activity. The record is from RefSeq and is a predicted model, not a curated record. The transcript is spliced from 5 exons.
UUGCAUCAUUCCAAUUUUCCGAGUCUCCUGCCGCUUUAAAUCGCAAGAGUGUCCCCCGACACUGACCAUAGAAAACACGACAGCGAAGUGUCAAAAUGCAGUGGCUUGUUUUCCUUGUUUCCCUGCUCGUGGACCGAGUUUCCGCCGGGCCUCUGGCUGGCGAUAUCAAAGUCAAUGUCCUAGAAGCGAUAUACGAGGACGUUCAGUGGGUCGAGGAACAUCCCCCAAGCGAGGACUACUGCGGUGUUUGUUCCGUGUGUUACGAUGGACUAGGAUGCAUCGAGAAGUGCCGUGGGUACUUCUACUACAUAGCCUGGCAGCCCCAAUCGCCCGACAAGAUCUCAACACAGUUCACGCUCUACUCAAGGCAAAACCCAGAUGAGGGCGUCAGCUUCGACUUCAGGGACGUGUCGGCCGCCUCGAAGUUUCUAGAUGCCCCACGAAUGCUUUUCUUCCUCGUUCAUGGCUUCGCCUCGAGCGCGCAGGAAUCUUGGAUGAUUGAUCUCCGGAGGAAUAUUCUGAAAGACAGCGACGCGAUAGUGAUCACGGUCGAUUGGUCCAAGGGCAGCUGUCCACCAUUUUACGCCAAGUCGGUGGUGAACACGCAAGUUGUCGGCCGAGAGAUUGCCGUCGUGCUUCAGAAACUGAUGGAGCUCUCACCAGAGAACGUCAAUCCCGGGACCACUCAUUACAUCGGACACUCACUCGGAGCUCAGAUGGCCAAAUUCUUCUCCGAAUACUUCAGAACACUCAGCGGAGGCUUGCUGAUUAGCAGAAUCACGGCUUUGGACCCGGCAUCACCCCUAUUCGAAGUCCAGAAUGUCUGCUUGAAUAGCUCGGCUGCGACGUUCGUCGAUGGGAUCCACACCUCGGCGGGUAUCAAUAUACUCCUCGGGAAACUCGGAGUCACACGACAAGUUGGACACGUCGACUUUUACGUGAAUGGAGGCACGGACCAGCCCGGCUGUAGUCUUUUGGAUAUAACUUGUGCCCACAACCGCGCGCAUGAUUAUUACGUGGAAGCUGUCAAGCUGGACUCAGACUGCAGUUUUGCGUCCUACGCCUGCGCCGGUGGAAUCAGGGAAUAUAAGCGCGGCAAGUGUCGGAAAGUACCUGGGGAAUACAACCAGAUAAGUUUGGACAAGAGUAUCGCUCUGCCUGGGCGCGGAGUCCAGUUCGUCGACACCAAGAGCUCAAGUCCAUUCUGUACAUGACGCCUUCGCAGUAGAAUAAAAAAUGUGUUCGGUCUUUUUUUGAG